AUGUCGUUGCUGGAUUUUCCCGAUGAAUUGUUGUUAAAGGUGGCUAGUCUUCUUCCUCAAAAAUCGCUUUUGAACCUCAGUUUCACCUGCCGUUCGAUCCAUACAAUCGUAACACCAGAUCUCUAUCUGAAUGUUCUCAUCAACUCGUCAAAGCGGGUCUUUGACGAAGAAUUUGAUAUUAAAACUAAGAGCUUCGGUUGUGAUCUCAGACCGCCCGUGGUGAUCCGCUCGCUCUUUGCUCUCUCUCGUUUCUUUAAAAACCUAGCUUUGAACUCAAGAUAUGCUAGUGCCUUGCGGCGUUUGGAGGUCCAGGGAUCAUUUCCAGACGUGCCUCAACACGAUCUUGACUGUUCUUUACAGGCCGUUUUUCCUUUGCUCGUUAACCUUGUGGUGUUGAGAUGGUACUGCGAGAACUCUCCUUUGGAUGCGUCUCUUUUGAACCUAUUGCCAAGUGCUGAAAGCCUCCAGGUUCUUGGUGGUAAUUUCAUGUUCAAUUCUUUUUCUUCAGUUCCCUCAGAGUCGCGCAUUCGAAUUCUUGAUGUGUCAAAUUUCGGAACCUCUGAUGUUGUUGCUGGGAUCCAUCUUGCUCACUGUCCACGAUUGACAUCCUUAAAAAUCGCUCGCCUACCUUCCAAACCAAACAACGCUUUGUCGGAAAAAUCUUCUUCUCCGAAUGUGGUGAAUUUAUCGGACUCUUAUUCUGGUGGAAAUAAGGGUUUGUCGUAUGUUUCUGCCUUAUUUCUGCCUAAACCUUCUUUUGCUCUACAAUUAGAAGAGCUCACACUCGCUGACAUAUCGAUCUCUGCGAUGGAUGCAGAGCUUUUAUCCAACUCCAUCAAUCUUACACUCCUUAAAAGCUUCGCUAUAUAUAAUUGCGUUGAGAUGGUAGACCUGGAACACCAAACUUCUCAUCGUGUCAUAAGACGGACGCUGCCAACGAACACAUUUUUCAAGAAAAUUGUAUCCUAUCUCGCAAACUUGAAGCUGUUGGUUUAUGAUGUGAAGAACAACUACUGCGAAGAUUCCAGCAUCUUCGGUUCAAUUGCGCAGAUCCAUGCCUUAGAAGAAUUGUCUAUGAGAAUGCAUCUUUACCGCCAAAAUGGAAAGGUGGAUUUGACGCCAUUCAUCAAUAAACUUCAGAAACAUUCAGCUUCUUUGGAACGGCUUGAGUUGUUCUGUGACUUCUCGGAGAUGCCAAACGGUCCCCUGUGUUCAGUGUUCAGUCAACCGGUGCACAUUCGGUCCCUUGUAUCAUUAUCAAAUUUUACAAAGUUGCGAAUUCUCGCCAUUCCGAUUGUUCAGGAACAGCUUCUGGUUUUGUUUGAGUCAUUGCCUUGUGAGUCUGCCACCAUUCUUCGACUCGCUGUCACUGAUCAGCAGUCUUUCAGUUCCUUCAGUUCUUGUAAUAGUUGCACCAAUGGUGCUAUGUACGAAGUUUACAACUCUGUUUGUCUCGUGUCCCAGGAAUUCUUCUCGUGUCCCAGCACGUUCGGUAGCAAGAUCGUAGAAACAGGCGAACAGAUAUACAUGGAUCAUGCUAAUCGUUACAAAGAAGUUGCGAAGCGGUUGGAAUAUGUCCGUUUUGAUUUCAAAUCGCAAUCUUUGCUUUUUGAUUGUCGCUUUCCUAACAAAGUUAUAACCAAGGAUGCCAUAUACCUAGACCACUACGAUAACCUUACCCACAAAUAUUGA
Messenger RNA from Australozyma saopauloensis, 1692 nucleotides. RefSeq lists its product as uncharacterized. Bases 1 to 1692 code for a protein of 563 amino acids. The transcript has a single exon. The record is from RefSeq and is a predicted model, not a curated record. Gene Ontology annotation, molecular function: protein binding. NCBI's taxonomy places the organism in Eukaryota, Fungi, Ascomycota, Pichiomycetes, Serinales, Metschnikowiaceae.